Messenger RNA from Aphanomyces astaci, 1491 nucleotides. RefSeq lists its product as hypothetical. Gene Ontology annotation, biological process: phosphatidylserine biosynthetic process. Lineage: Eukaryota; Oomycota; Saprolegniomycetes; Saprolegniales; Verrucalvaceae. The transcript has 6 exons. The record is from RefSeq and is a predicted model, not a curated record. Gene Ontology annotation, molecular function: L-serine-phosphatidylethanolamine phosphatidyltransferase activity. The coding region runs from base 23 to 1432 and encodes 469 amino acids.
CGACGACGAGAUUUAUUUCGUCAUGUCGGGCGCGACACCGCCGCGGUACCCUCUUCGCUCGCGGCGCCAAGUCCAGGCACCUCAAAAUGCCGAAACGUUGGUCCUGGAGACGAAGGAGAAGGUAGACGAAGCCGCCCUGCCGUCUCCCAUCCGGUCGCCAGUGCCCACGACAUCCAGCAAUGCGUUUCGAACAAGCCGCGAAUAUAACCUCGAAGGCAUGCUCGGUUUCAAAGAAGAGCCUCGACAGAUCCUGUUCCUGUUUCUGCUCGUGAUCUCCGUGGCGUACUAUUCGUUCACACACGACUCUGACGACAUUGCCCAAAACGUCAGGAACGGCGGCAUCUCAGCCGCGUUCAUCUUUCUUGUGUACUGCUUCCUACAAACACGGGAUGGUCUCUUGGUCCGGCCGCAUCCGGGUGUGUGGCGCAUCGUCCACGGUCUUGCCGUCCUGUACCUCCUCCUCAUGGCGGUGCUAUCGGUUCAAAACGCCAAGUCGGCCACGGCAGCCAUCCGAGUUCUGUUCCCAGAGGUUGGUGCCGCGACGAAGGCGGCGUCCACAACGCCUCGGCCGCCGUUGGAAUGCGAGCUCAACAUGAUGAGUUUGCACCGAGGUGUGUCGAGCAUUUGGUUUCUCGCGCAUGUCACGGGGUGGUGGGGCAAGAUGUGCAUGUUUCGCGACUGGCGGUUCUGCUGGGUGCUCGGCAUCGGGUUUGAGUUGCUCGAGCUCAUUUUCCAAUGCAUCAUUCCCGACUUUCAAGAAUGUUGGUGGGACUCGUUGUUUAUGGAUUUGUUGGGCGCCAACUUUCUGGGCAUGUGCCUCGGCAGAUUGACGCUCAAGUACUUGGAAACCAAGGAAUAUGAUUGGUCGGGCAAACGCAGCGAGCAGCGCGGGUACUUUAGCCGCGCGAUAAGCCAGUUUACACCGUUCAGCUGGUCGCGGUACGACUGGGAAGUGUUUUCCAGUGCCAAGCGCUUCUUCAUGGUGCUCGUGGCAUUGUUCGUGUGUCUGUUUUCGGAGCUGAACGCGUUCUUCCUCCUCACGACCCUCAGCAUCCCCAAGGACAGCAACCUCAACAAGUACCGCCUCGCAGUCAUGUUUAUGCUCGGGAUUCCCGCCGCCGCAGAGUACUACGAGUUCGUGACAGACCCCAAGUGCUAUCGCCUCGGCCAGAACGCGUGGAUGAUGUGCUGCAUCAUUGUGUUUGAAAUGCUCGUGUGGGUCAAGUUCUCGGAAGGACUUGAGCAGAUGACGUCGCCCCCGUUCGACGUCGUCGCGCCCCUCGUGACCUUUUCCGUGCUGUUUUCCCUGUGGAUGCUCCUGUAUUUCCGCAAAAAGGGACCGGCCGCCGCCAAGACGCUGGUGCCGUUAGACAUUCUCUUCUACGUGUCGUUUUUGCCGCUGACGUACCUGUCCAAGCAGUGGGCGUAUUGAUUGGUCCUGCCGUAAACGAGAAUAUAAUCGACGUUAAUAGAAGUGGUGACAUACUUACA